AUGCAGGCAGCCCCCCUCGGCCUUCGGGUGAUCACAGGGGGACACUAUGAUGUGGACUGCUAUGUGGAGGACCCCAACGGCAGGACUAUCUAUAAGGAGACCAAGAAGCAGUACGAUAGCUUCCCACAUCGAGCCGAAGUGAUCACAGGGGGACACUAUGAUGUGGACUGCUAUGUGGAGGACCCCAACGGCAGGACUAUCUAUAAGGAGACCAAGAAGCAGUACGAUAGCUUCCCACAUCGAGCCGAAGUCAAGGGUGUCUACACUUUCUGCUUCAGCAACGAGUUCUCCACCUUCUCGCACAAAACAGUCUACUUCGACUUCCAGGUCGGCGACGAGCCGCCGAUCCUGCCCGACAUGAGCAACCGAGUCACUGCCUUGACACAGAUGGAGUCUGCCUGCGUCACGAUCCAUGAAGCUCUGAACACAGUGAUAGACUCCCAGACUCACUAUCGCCUGCGGGAAGCGCAGGACCGGAACAGAGCAGAAGACCUCAACGACCGGGUCUUGUACUGGUCGGUUGGGGAAACCGUCAUUCUCUUUGUGGUCAGCAUUGGCCAAGUGAUGCUGCUCAAAAGCUUCUUCACUGAAAAGAGACCAGGCAGUGGUGGAGCCAGCACCUAGGAGCCGAAGCUCUUCCUGUGCCCAGACCUGCAGGAGAGGGUGGGAGGCAGAAGGGGACAGACAGACAGCGUUCCCCUGAGUCACAGGUUUACACCUCUGUCCUUUGCAAGGUGCUGCCACGGGGAGGGGGCUGGGGAAGGAGCAGGGGAUGAUGCAACACAGCAAACGGUCACAGGCACCGGCCUCCCUGAGCAGUCCCUGCUAGCGACACUUCUCUCUCUGCCAUCGCCCUGCUGGCUCCGCGGUGCCUGCCGCUCCCUGCCCCUCGCCCAGCCUGUCUGCCCCUGCUCUCCGACUCCUCCGGGGAAGAGGGAGGACUUGCCGAGGUUUUGCAUCAACAGCCUGUCCUCUUACCUGAUGCCCCUUGCCCCUCCAGAGCCAGAUGCAAUUGCAAGAUGCAGCCCUGCGUCCAGCAAGGCCACACACUGCCCGCACGCCCCCAGCAAAGCCCCAGGCCAGCUGGGCAGGGAGCUGUGCCCAGGCCCCGCUGGCAGGAGCGCGACGAGGGGAUGGGGCAGAGCAGGCUCCCCCCCUACUGACCUUCCCAGCACCGUAGGAUGUGCCAUUAGCCUACAGAAGGAGACCUGCAGGAUUUGUGCUUCCAGAGGCCGUGGAAGAGCUAGACGCAGGAUGGGCCCACAGGGCUGCUGGCAUGCGUGAGCGCAGCUCCUCCGCGUGUCUGGAGCAGACAGGUCGCUCUCACCAUCGCUCACAGAUGCACGCUUAGCAUUGACCACCCAAGGCCGGGAGCUCCAGGAAACCCUCAUGGGCUCUAAAAGCAGAGGUGAGGUUUCAGCAGGGGCUUUUUGCUUGGUUAUUUCAUUUGCUUUCCAAGCCCCUGUCCUCACAACGAAGCACUUGCCAGGCUCUUCUCUGCAGGGUGAGCUAGCAAUAUACUUGGUAGAAGAUUAAAUUUUCCUAAUUACAUAAGUCUACACCUGGGACUUGGGCACCACAAACGACGCCUUGCCCAGCAAACAGGCAGGAGCAGGCACAGCUCUGCUCCGUCCAUGCCAAGGGAGAGACCACAGCCAGCAGGAAGCCCCCGGCCCCUUCCCCACGCUGCAGGGAGAGUGCCCUGCUCCGCUGAGACUGCAGCCCAACGGAAGCAGCACCCCUUCCCUGCCUCCCCGGAAACGCAGACCCUCCUGCUUCCCCCGGCCGCAGCAGGGAGGCUGGCGAGACGCAGCGCACGGGUGAACUGCUGUUCCCAAAUGACCCAGCAGCAACUUGUGCGUGACCUUUUGGGGACCAGAGCAUCGGACGCUGCCAUCAGCCCUCAAGCAGGCGAGCACAGGAACCACGCUCCCCCGAGCCAGAGCAGCACCACUGUAACGCUACUUUGCCACUUCGUAAUAAACCCAUAAGCUCAUG
Molecule: messenger RNA, 1998 nt
Organism: Struthio camelus australis
Lineage: Eukaryota; Metazoa; Chordata; Aves; Struthioniformes; Struthionidae
Source: RefSeq, a predicted model, not a curated record